Papaver somniferum (opium poppy) is the source of this 739-nucleotide messenger RNA. RefSeq names its product 17.3 kDa class I heat shock protein-like. Gene Ontology annotation, biological process: protein folding; protein complex oligomerization; response to salt stress. The record is from RefSeq and is a predicted model, not a curated record. The transcript has a single exon. The coding region runs from base 50 to 541 and encodes 163 amino acids. NCBI's taxonomy places the organism in Eukaryota, Viridiplantae, Streptophyta, Magnoliopsida, Ranunculales, Papaveraceae.
CCAUGAACACACCCCAUCACAUGAAGCAGCAACACAAAAGAAAAAGAAGAUGUCAAUUGUUCCAAGCUUCUUUGGCGACAGAAAAGCCACCGUUUUCGAUCCUUUCUCCCUUGCCGAUGUAUGGAAUCCGUACAAGGAUUUCCCUCUCUCUAAUCCUCUCCAUAUCUUCAACACUGAGUUCUCUAAUGACACUGCAAGAUUUGCCGGCACAAAAAUUGAUUGGAAGGAAACUCCAGAAGCCCACAUAUUCAAAGCUGACCUUCCGGGACUAAAGAAAGAAGAGGUGAAAGUGGAAGUGGUAGAAGAGAAGGUGCUUCAGAUUAAGGGUGAAAGGAAUAUAGAUAAAGAAGAGAAGAUCGAUAAGUGGCACCGCGUUGAGCAUAGCAGCGGUAAGUUUAUGAGGAAGUUCAGGCUUCCAGAGAAUGCAAAGGUGGAUCAACUCAAAGCAAGUAUGGAAAAUGGAGUGCUUACAGUGACUAUUCCGAAGCAAGAUCAAGUUAAGAAAACCAGUAAUGCUAAGACUAUUGAUAUCUCUUCUUAGACGAAUGAUUACCCAGACUGUCGUAACUUAUAUAUGAUCUUGAGCAAAUGUAAUAAUAAAUGAUAAACCAUGACAGCAUAUUGUACGUAUAGUAUGGCUUUUAUGUUAAUCAGCUUUGCCAUGUAACUCUUCAACUCUGUCGAUAUAAGCUAUAUUUAAACUGUCAUGGUUUAAGUGUUGGAUAAAAUCUAUAACAUA